AUGGAUCGUCGGGUAGUGUUCUCCAUAUCACUACUAGUGCUUAUAUCCAUUUUCAUUGCGAUUCGUCUUGACUUUGGAAAUGUUCAUUAUGCCUUUCUUGGAUAUGAGGUUGAGAUCGAACAUCCUCGGCUAGCAAGCCGUUACAACUCGGAAGAAAUAAUGAGGACCACCAUUUUAGCUGAAAUAAAAUCGGACAACGCCCUAUACGCAAAAUACAUAGUCCCAUACAACAAACUGAACAUGUGUCAAACUAUUCCAGACACAAAGAACUGGACAUUUCAAUGUGCUGUGCAGUGCAAGGAAUUAAACCUGGCGGACAUCCCAACAACCAAAGUGGAUGUCAAUGCGUCUUGCUCCAAGUUGAAGGAAGGGGUAUCGUGGUCACUCGUUGCAAAUAGGACACUGUUCCACGUCCCAUUCAAAUCAAAAUGUCUGAAAAAAUUGAUCAGAGACUAUUGCUCAAAUAUGAACGCUGUACCAAGCAUUGUCCAUUAUGUAUGGUUUUCAAAAAAGGAAAUGAACUUUUAUCAUUUUCUAAGUUUCAUAAGUGCUUUAAGAUAUAUAAAACCUUGCCUACUUCUGGUCCAUGGAGAUGAACCUUUCGGAUUGUACUGGAAAUAUAUAGUGGUCAUCGCAAAUAAUGUCAUUCAUGUUAAAAUGAAUCCUCCAUCGACAAUACAUAAUAAAACCAUAGGUCCCAUACAGCAUAAAUCGGAUGUGGCCAGACUUCUCAUCUUGCAAGAAUAUGGAGGGAUAUACCUAGAUACAGAUGAAAUCAUUUUACGACCUUUUGAUAAUCUUAUGAAUUUCACCUUUACGCUCAGUCACGAACUGGACGACAAUCUAGGAAAUGCGCUUAUACUUUCAUCGCCAAAUGCAACCUUUAUUUCACAUUGGCUAAACGGGUAUAAAACAUACAACAGUGCUCAGUGGGGUUACCAUUCUACCUUUUUACCAUGUGAACUUUCUAAAAAAUAUCCACAUUUAUUGCACGUGGAGGGUAAAACAUUUAUUCGACCAAAUUACAAUCAGCUGCCUCUUAUAUACCAAGGAAACUUUAACUGGUCGCGGAAUUAUGGCAUACAUUUAUACAUACGAGUCCGCAAAGAAAUAUUUACAUUUAGUGACGUCAGACGAUUGAAUACAACCAUGGGCUCGGUUGCUCGACAUGUUUUAUAUGGCACAAAAGAGCUUUGUUAUGAUGACUAGGUUGAACAGUGCUACGGUCAAUAUAUAUACCACAUGUGUGCUCAGAUAUAUAAAACAUAACGUUCAUUUAUGGAAGGGAGCAUUAUUAUACACUAUCUUUAUUAUUGAAACCUAAUUCAUUUAAAAUACACGUUUGACAAAGUAUCAUUGAAUUUUAAAGCUGAUAU
Magallana angulata is the source of this 1376-nucleotide messenger RNA. RefSeq lists its product as uncharacterized. The record is from RefSeq and is a predicted model, not a curated record. The transcript has 3 exons. NCBI's taxonomy places the organism in Eukaryota, Metazoa, Mollusca, Bivalvia, Ostreida, Ostreidae. The coding region runs from base 1 to 1209 and encodes 402 amino acids.